This is a messenger RNA of Mangifera indica (mango), 1680 nucleotides long. RefSeq names its product protein STRICTOSIDINE SYNTHASE-LIKE 3-like. Bases 217 to 1392 code for a protein of 391 amino acids. Gene Ontology annotation, molecular function: strictosidine synthase activity. The record is from RefSeq and is a predicted model, not a curated record. NCBI's taxonomy places the organism in Eukaryota, Viridiplantae, Streptophyta, Magnoliopsida, Sapindales, Anacardiaceae. Gene Ontology annotation, biological process: biosynthetic process. The transcript is spliced from 4 exons.
UAUAUGAGCUGAUGCUCUGAAGUCAAACUAAUAUCCAUGCCAACUCCCUCCUUGCUCUAAUUCUAAACUCAACCUAACAACUGACAUUAAACACUCUUCACCUACUCGUCAUUUGUCUUCCUCACACCUAACUAUAAUUGAACUACACUUGCAUUUCUCAGUUUUUAGACUCUUUCAUUCUUUCGUCUUUCUCGUUGUGUUUUGUAUUUGCUCGCAAUGACGUUUAAAGUGUUUUUGGGGUUGUUGAUUCUGCUUCUGGCCGUCUACUGUGGGCUUGACCCCUUUAAGCACAGCGCCGUGUCGGAGUUCCCGGAUUUUGUGUCACUGAAAAUCGACAUGCCUGAUUGGUCUCUCGUCCCGACGGAUAAAGACCAUGAAAAUUUGCUGCAGAAGUCGGAAGUUAAAUUCUUGAACGAGAUUCAGGGCCCUGAAAGCAUUGCUUUUGACCCUCUUGGUCGUGGCCCUUAUACUGGUGUUGCUGAUGGCAGAAUUCUCUUCUGGGAUGGCCACAAAUGGAAUGAUUUUGCUUAUACUUCCAAUAACAGGUCGGAAUUAUGUGACCCGAAGCCAUCGCCUUUUGCUUACUUGAAGCAUGAGCACAUCUGUGGCAGGCCUUUGGGGCUCCGGUUUGAAAAAAAAACAGGCGAUUUAUACAUUGCAGAUGCAUAUUUAGGAUUGAUGAAGGUGGGUCCAGAAGGUGGAUUGGCCACAUCCCUUACAACAGAAGCAGAAGGUGUGCCAUUGAGGUUUACCAAUGAUCUAGAUAUUGAUGACGAAGGAAAUGUUUACUUUACUGAUAGCAGUGUUGUAUACCAGCGGAGGAACUUCAUGCAAUUGGUUUUCUCUGGUGAUGAUAGUGGAAGGGUUCUCAAGUAUGAUCCAACUACAAAAAAAACAACUGUUCUUGUGAGGAAUCUCCAGUUCCCAAAUGGUGUGUCUUUAAGUAAGGACAAAUCAUUCUUCCUUUUUGUUGAAGGAUGUGUUGGCAGAUUACGCAAGUAUUGGCUGAAAGGUGAGAAAGCAGGUACUUCGGAAGUGUUUGCCAUCUUACCUGGAUACGCUGAUAAUAUCCGAAUGAAUGAAAAAGGUGAGUUCUGGGUGGCAAUCCACUGUCGGCGGUCGCUAUAUUCUCACUUUUUGGGCCUGUUCCCUAAAGUUCGGAUGUUUACACUUAAACUUCCAAUAUCAGCAAAGAUACAUUAUCUGACUCAUGUUGGGGGAAGGAUGCAUGCAGUAGUUGCCAAAUACAGCUCAGAGGGGAAGCUUUUGCAGAUAUUGGAGGACAGUAGGGGAAAAGUUGUUAAAGCAGUUAGCGAAGUGGAAGAGAAGGAUGGUAAACUGUGGAUGGGAAGUGUUUUGAUGCCAUUUAUUGCAGUUUACAACUUAUCUUGAUUGAAGUUCAACAAUUUAUGACGCAAUGCUAGAGAUAGUUAACCGCUUUCGACUGCUUUUCUUUUUCUCAUGAAGGUGCUAUGCUAUGAACUCUACACGUGUGGGGUUAGAAUUUCUUCUUUGUUUCCUCCUGGUGGCAUUGGCAUUCUAAUGUUUUGCGUUUUAUAUAAUAAAAUCAUUGAUGUUUUUCCAAAAUGACUUGCUUUAGUGGAUUGAUCUCUAUACUUAAUCUCAUUUAUCUUCGGAUGUGAAAUUAAUAAGAUUGUGCCAUACUACUUUGAAGUUUCA